This is a messenger RNA of Solanum dulcamara, 1059 nucleotides long. RefSeq names its product long-chain-alcohol O-fatty-acyltransferase-like. Lineage: Eukaryota; Viridiplantae; Streptophyta; Magnoliopsida; Solanales; Solanaceae. The transcript has a single exon. Gene Ontology annotation, biological process: lipid metabolic process. The record is from RefSeq and is a predicted model, not a curated record. Bases 1 to 1059 code for a protein of 352 amino acids.
AUGGAUGUAAAUGUUGAACUCCAAAAUUUCAUCCGGGUAUGGUUUGCAGCUAUUGGAGCAUUAUGCUAUUGUUACUACUGCGUAACCCGCAUUCCUAGCGGCAUCCUUAGGCUUCUCUUUGUUCUUCCUAUUGUCUAUUUCUUCCUUAUCCUCCCUCUUGACCUCUCUUCCUUCCAUCUUGGUGCCCCCACAAUUUUCUACCUCGCUUGGCUCGCCAAUUUCAAGCUGCUCCUCUUUUGUUUCGAUCGAGGACCUUUAUCCUCUUACUCUUCUUUGCCUCUUCUUCAUUUCCUCUCCAUUGCUCUUCUCCCUGUCAAACCCAAAUACGUUAUCAGCGACGGAUUCAAAAAUUUAACUCAGUCCGUGCAGAGCACCGAAAGAGUAUCUGGUUUGUUUUGGGGGAAAAUAAUCAUUUUGGCAGCUAUAAUUAGAGCAUACAAUUACAGAGAACUUUUUCAUUCAAAUGUAAUUUUGGUUCUUUAUUGCUUACAUAUUUAUUUAGCAGUUGAGUUGGUUCUUGGAAUCACAGUUGUCCCAGUACGAGCUCUUUUAGGGCUAGAAAUUGAGCCCCAGUUCAACGACCCGUACCUUGCCACCUCACUUCAAGACUUUUGGGGCCGUAGAUGGAACUUAAUGGUGCCGGGGAUUUUACGCCCGGCGGUGUAUUUCCCUGUUAGGGCUAUUUCAAUUUGUUCUUUAGGAAAGGAAUUGGCUAAUUUGCCAGCAAUUUUGGCUACAUUUUUAGUAUCUGGGCUAAUGCAUGAAUUGAUCUAUUAUUACCUCUCGCGCGCGAGACCCACAUGGGAAGUGACUUGGUUCUUCGUCUUGCAAGGGAUUUGUGUGUGUAUUGAAGUUACUGCGAAGAAAUUUUUUCAUGGCGGCUGGCAGAUGAACAGAGUGGUUUCCGGCGUCCUCACAUUGGCGUUUGUGGCUUGGACUGGCGAUUGGCUCUUUUUCCCACAGAUUAUUAGGAAUGAGUUAGAUCAGAAAGCCAUUAAUGAGUACUACGUUAUGGUAGAUUUGGUCAAAUAUAGGUUGCUGCCACUUUUGGGAAUUUAG